UACAUAUAUAUCAUGCUCUCGAUUUUUCCAGAUAAUUAAUCAAUUUUUCUGCUCCAUUUCCUCUAAAUUAGAUAUAGCGGAUGUGCUCUCCAUUUAGCACCCGAGUUCGAAUCUCCCUUCACGUUGUUUGCUUUAGAUCGUUUGUAUAAUCCUUUGCAUAAAACCCUAGCCCUUUAUUCCUAUGCGAGUCCCAAAGGAAGGGUAGGAGGAAGAAGCCUCACACCCCUCCUUCCCCUCUUCUUUGAUUCCAUAGUACGACAACAUCCAGUUGUUUCUUGGAGUGGACCCGUUUGCUUUGUUUGAACGCAGUCGGAGUCGGAUCCCUACUCCAACUGAAUGAAUGAAUCAAAUCAAAUCAAAACGAUUGCUCUGCUCUAUCUCAUCAGAGAGAGAGACGAGGGAGGGAGGAGAGAGGGAGAGACACACAGAGUGUAGAGUGUUUGGUGCUCAUACUCUUAUAAAACGAUGCCGUGUUUGGACCUCAAUUCUCUAGAGACUGAGACGAAGACAGAGGCAGAGAGAGAGAUAGAAUGGCGCUUCCCAUGGAAAUCGGCAUAGCGAUCGCUGUGUUUUUUAUGACGGUGGCGAUGGAAUCGGAUGGUCGAGAGAGCUGAGGCCGUCGGAUCACGGUCUCCUGCAGCGCGCGCGAAGUCAGGGAUGGAAGUGAAGUCAUUCUUCGUCGGGGCACGUGGCGGCGGGGGUAGAGAUCACGUGAGGAACGUGUUGUUGCUGGCCAGCUUAGUUUGUGGGAUUACAGGUGUCGCUCUGUUUGUGGCGUCUGCCUUUGUGUAUAUCUGUUUUUGUCUUUUUCCCAUUCUUUCUAGGAUUCGCUCUGUUUUGGACUUUUGGUUUUCCCGUUCAAACAAGAAAAGAAAAGCAACAAUUUCCCAGUCCUAGACUUGAAAGAAUUCAAACUCCGUUUAACAAAAGGAAAACAUUGUUUCGAGAAGAAGUCGGUUUCCACAUUUUACAUGGAUUUAAAACCUAUAUAUAUAUAAUCAUCCCACUACUCUUGGUUCUCCAUGCUUCAAUACAUAUUUGUAAAUGGAAAUCUAUCACGAGAGCGAUCAAGGAUUCGUCUGUGAUAUCAAGCCCCUAAUCACCACAGAAUUAGUAGACCACCACCCUGAUCAUGAUCAUGAUCAUCAAAAUGAGAAAUCUUCAUCUCCACAUGAUAGGGCUAAACUUGAAAUCAACUUCACCCUCUUCGUAUACAACAAGUACUACGUCAACCUCUCCGAUGAAGACGAAACCCAAAGCAUCGCUAUCUGCGAGCAUGAAGAGCCUGCUAUAACAGCAACACAUACAAUUGAUGAUGUGCGCUCGUUAGACACUGAACUCGACGUCGUCAAGCUUUUUCUCUCCGAGCAACUGUACCAACUGAAAAUCGACGACGACGAGUGGCACGAUUCAGUCGUGGAGGAUAUUAUAAAGCGUGGUCAUGAAAUUGUCAAGUCGGAUUCAAAAAAGGGGCCCAAAAUUCUGCGUUUGAGGGUUGACAUGAGUAUAACCCAUGUCUUGGAGCUGUGUGAUAUAUGUUCGGAUAAAACAGUGCUCGAGAGGGAUGCAUUGCUCAAGAAGAUGCUAAAGAGGACAAGAGUGGUGGCUAAUGAUGAACAACAUGACGAGAAUGAGGAGGAGGAGGAGGAGGAGGGAGGUCGAGAAAGAAAACGACACCGUGUU
Molecule: messenger RNA, 1683 nt
Organism: Prunus avium (sweet cherry)
Lineage: Eukaryota; Viridiplantae; Streptophyta; Magnoliopsida; Rosales; Rosaceae
Source: RefSeq, a predicted model, not a curated record